Oncorhynchus kisutch (coho salmon) is the source of this 2636-nucleotide messenger RNA. Its product is annotated as Golgi phosphoprotein 3-like. Gene Ontology annotation, cellular component: cytosol; trans-Golgi network; Golgi cisterna. The record is from RefSeq and is a predicted model, not a curated record. NCBI's taxonomy places the organism in Eukaryota, Metazoa, Chordata, Actinopteri, Salmoniformes, Salmonidae. The coding region runs from base 205 to 1152 and encodes 315 amino acids. Gene Ontology annotation, molecular function: phosphatidylinositol-4-phosphate binding. Gene Ontology annotation, biological process: Golgi vesicle budding; retrograde vesicle-mediated transport, Golgi to endoplasmic reticulum; Golgi to plasma membrane protein transport. The transcript is spliced from 4 exons.
ACCAAACACUUAACGUCUGACGAGUUGACAUUUGCAGGGCAAGGGGCGAGGGAGGACAGGACUAUCCAAGAUGGCGGCUUGAACAGACGCUUUUUUACCGAGCUCCGUACCAAACUUCAGAAAGAUUGUGAUUAAAAAAAAAAAUUGUUCAAGAUAUAAGACCUUUCCUGUGACUGGAAUAAUAAUUGGAUCAUUUAUUUCAACAUGUCCAUGCAAAGUCGUGACAAAACAAGAAAGGAAGAAGUUAACCGUUCUAUUGCUAAUCAACAAGAAAGAAACGUGCUUAUAGACAACUGCCAUAACUACGCUUGGCCUAUGGAUAAUAUCAUGCUUUUGAAUGCUGUUGAAGAUGACGAAUUCCCCUCUUUACCGGUUACUCCGUGCAAACCUCCACCCUCCAAAAACCCCAACAUGAACUCUGACAUCGUGGCUACCCUCUCCUUACUCAUCAACUCCAGGUUUGACGCCAUUGAGAAAAUGGGCUACACGUCGUUCUGGAACGACUGCAUCUCGUCGGGGCUGCGUGGCUGCAUGCUCAUCGAGCUGGCCAUCAGAGGACGACUACAGCUGGAGACCUGUGGCGUGAGGAGGAAAAGCCUGCUCGCCAGGAAGGUGAUCUGUAAGUCAGAUGCUCAGACGGGAGACGUGCUAUUGGACGAGGCUCUGAAACAUGUGAAGGAGACCCAGCCCCCAGAGACGGUGCAGAGCUGGAUUGAGCUGCUCAGCGGCGAGACGUGGAACCCUCUGAAGCUGCACUACCAGCUGAGGAACGUGAGGGAGCGCCUGGCCAAGAACCUGGUGGAAAAGGGCGUGCUGACCACGGAGAAACAGAACUUCCUCCUCUUCGACAUGACCACUCAUCCGCUCACCAACAACAACAUCAAACAACGCCUCAUCAAGAGGGUUCAGGAGGCCGUGUUGGAGAAAUGGGUCAACGACCCGCACCGCAUGGACAAACGGAUGCUCGCCCUCAUCUUCCUGGCCCACUCGUCUGAUGUCCUGGAGAAUGCCUUUUCCCCCUUGCUGGAUGACCAGUAUGACCUGGCCAUGAAGAGAGUACGGCAGCUCCUGGACCUGGAGCCAGAGGGGGAGAGCACGAAGACCAACGCCAAUGAGUUGUUGUGGGCCGUGGUGGCCGCCUUUACCAAGUGACCUGACCUACCACCUUCAGACACCAGAGGGUGCUGUUGGUUUGGUGUUGGUUGAUGACGGUGGGGUUGAGGGAGAGGACAGGACAGUUUGGGGAGGGACAACGAGGAGAGGGCUGGUCUGUCUGGCCCAUCAAGGUAGUGACUUGACUGACUUGAGGUCACCUCUGUCUUUCUGAAGAGACUGGCCUGCUCCAGACCUGUCCCACAGCUUUCUGAACAGAAUGGUCUGUUCCAAACCUGUCCCACAGCAUUCUGAACAGAAUGGUCUGUUCCAAACCUGUCCCACAGCAUUCUGAACAGAAUGGUCUGUUCCAAACCUGUCCCACAGCAUUCUGAACAGAAUGGUCUGUUCCAAACCUGUCCCACAGCAUUCUGAACAGAAUGGUCUGUUCCAAACCUGUCCCACAGCAUUCUGAACAGAAUGGUCUGUUCCAAACCUGUCCCACAGCUUUCUGAACAGAAAAUAUCUCCCUCUCCCUCGGUCCUUCUCCUUUUCCCUUCAUCGAGCUCUUUCUCUCUGCAAAGAUGUCAUUUAAUCACUCACUUUUACAAGAAAUAAAAACUCUCCCUGAUGGAGUGACAAGCAAGGUUUUGAAUACUGGACUGCAAUAUCCAAUCAUCAUCCUCUUCCUCCCUGGACAAAUCUUUCACAAAUGUCUUCAAAGUAUGUAUGUUAUUCUCUACAGGUAUCUAUCUAGCUCUUAUUCACUAUAACCGACAGUGAGCUCCAACAGUAUUGGGACAUUGACCCAUUUGUUGUUGUUUUGACUCUGUACUCCAGCACUUUGGAUUUAAAAAUGACACAAUGACUAUGAGGUUAAAGUGCAAACCGUCAGCUUUAAUUUGAGGGUAUUUUCAUCCAUAUCGGGUGAACCGUGUAGAGAAGUACAGAACUUCUUGUACAUUGUCCCCCCCAAUGACUACUUUAAUAUACAUAUAAGAACAUUUGUCCCAAUACUUUUGGUCCCCUAAAAUGGGUGGGAGGACUAUGUACAAAAAGAAAAUGCUUUAAUUUCUCAACAGUUCACGUGAUAUGGGAUGAAAAUACCCUCAAAUUAAUGCUGACAGACUGCACUUUAACCUCAUAGUCAAUGUAUCAGAGCCAAAACAACAAAUAUGUCACUGUCCCAAUACUUUUGGAGCUCAGUGAUGCAGAUUCCAUGUACGUGGAACACGGUAGUAGUAUAUUAAUUGAAUACUAGAUCAUUUUCUUCCUGACAAGUCUUGGAUUUGAUUUCCUCUCCAACAUGACGACAUGGUCUGAAGUUUCCUGUUUCUGUUUUACUCUCAUGUUUUGUGGAUGAAAAGCUUCCCUAGUUACGGUGUCUGGGUUCCCGACCACGGCUCCAUCUGAAAUCUAUCCUACUACGUAGACACUGAGUGUACAAAACAUUAGGAACACCUUCCUAAUAUUCAGUUACGCCCCCCUUUCUGCCCUCAGAACAGCCUCAAUUCAUCAGGGGUAUGGGACUCAAUUCAUCAGGG